AUGGGGUUGUCCUCCAGAGGUGUUAGAGUGAUAGCAGCAGAACCUCCACCAUAUUGGAACAUGAAAGAAUGGAUUGAUGGAUUUAAACGGCUUAUAAAUUAUUUAGAAUUGGACAAAGUGCAUAUUUUUGGAGCUUCCCUAGGAGGCUUUAUGGCUCAGAAGUUUGCAGAGUUGACAAAAAAUUGCCCUAGAGUAGCUUCCCUGGUAUUGUGUAAUACUUUUACUGACACUUCUGUUUUUGAGUACAAUGAUUCUGCAGCAUUAUUUUGGCUCCUACCAUCUUUAGUGCUUAAAAGGAUGUUAAUGGGAAAUUUUACAACUGAUAAAAUUGAUAAGAGAAUAGCAGAAUCUAUUGAUUUCAUGGUAGAAAGGCUGGAAUCACUCAACCAAUCGGAACUCGCAUCUAGACUUACUCUUAAUUGCACUCCGUGCUACAUAUUACCACAACAACUAAAUGACAUUCCAAUCACAAUAAUGGAUGUGUGGGAUGAGAGUGCACUUAGCUCGAGAGUCCGUGAAGACCUCUAUAAGUCAUACCCACAAGCCAAAUUAGCACAUUUAAAAAGUGGUGGUAAUUUUCCUUAUCUAAGCAGAAGCGAUGAAGUUAAUUUACAUUUGCUGAUUCAUUUGAGGCAGUUUGAUGGUACCGAGUUAUCAUCAUCAUAUUUAAGUCUUCUUAAAAUGCCUGCUCAGUCAAGUAGCCAAUCUGAAGAGGGCUCAGUUAGCUACUUUAAUCAAAGAGAUAAAUUUGUUAAAAUAUCA
Molecule: messenger RNA, 762 nt
Organism: Iphiclides podalirius (scarce swallowtail)
Lineage: Eukaryota; Metazoa; Arthropoda; Insecta; Lepidoptera; Papilionidae
Source: the annotation of a GenBank genome assembly